AAUAAACCAAACAAAAAUCCCCCCAAAUUAAACGCUUUCUUUAAAUAAACUUUCUCCACUUUUCACUCUAGACCCUCCAUUCGCCAACAAAAGCAAACUCAUCCCAUCCCUCCCCGACUCCCGAUACCCACCACCAUGAGAGAAAUCUUGCACAUCCAGGGCGGCCAAUGCGGCAACCAGAUCGGCGCUAAGUUCUGGGAGGUCAUCUGCGACGAGCAUGGUAUUGACCACACCGGAAAGUACAGUGGCGACUCCGAUCUGCAGCUCGAGCGUAUCAAUGUCUACUACAAUGAGGCCAGUGGCGGCAGGUACGUUCCGCGCGCCGUGCUUAUGGAUCUGGAGCCUGGAACCAUGGACUCGGUCAGAUCUGGACCUUUUGGCCAGAUCUUUAGGCCGGAUAACUUCGUCUUCGGACAGUCUGGCGCUGGGAAUAACUGGGCCAAGGGCCAUUACACGGAGGGAGCGGAGCUCAUCGAUUCCGUUCUUGAUGUUGUGAGGAAGGAGGCUGAGAAUUGUGAUUGCUUGCAGGGAUUUCAAGUUUGUCAUUCCUUGGGAGGAGGCACUGGGUCUGGCAUGGGAACCCUUCUUAUUUCCAAGAUAAGGGAGGAGUACCCAGAUCGAAUGAUGUUGACAUUUUCUGUCUUCCCUUCGCCUAAGGUGUCUGAUACAGUUGUUGAGCCGUACAAUGCUACCCUCUCUGUGCAUCAGCUUGUUGAGAAUGCCGAUGAAUGUAUGGUCUUGGAUAAUGAGGCUCUCUAUGACAUCUGCUUCCGCACUCUAAAGCUUGCCACACCCACUUUUGGUGACCUUAACCACCUUAUCUCCGCAACCAUGAGUGGCGUCACAUGCUGCCUCCGUUUUCCUGGGCAGUUGAACUCUGAUCUGCGGAAGCUUGCUGUUAAUCUUAUCCCAUUCCCACGUCUCCACUUCUUCAUGGUUGGCUUUGCACCCUUGACAUCUAGAGGGUCACAGCAGUACCGGGCUCUGACUGUGCCUGAGUUGACACAGCAGAUGUGGGAUGCAAAGAACAUGAUGUGUGCUGCAGACCCACGCCAUGGCCGCUACUUAACUGCUUCUGCAAUGUUCCGUGGCAAGAUGAGUACCAAGGAGGUUGAUGAACAGAUGAUUAACGUCCAAAACAAGAACUCAUCAUACUUUGUUGAAUGGAUCCCCAACAAUGUCAAGUCCAGUGUGUGUGACAUCCCACCCAAGGGUCUGAAAAUGGCAUCCACUUUCAUUGGAAACUCAACUUCAAUCCAGGAGAUGUUUAGGAGGGUUAGCGAGCAGUUCACUGCAAUGUUCAGGAGAAAAGCUUUCUUGCACUGGUACACUGGGGAGGGCAUGGAUGAAAUGGAGUUCACUGAGGCUGAGAGUAACAUGAAUGAUCUGGUUGCAGAGUACCAGCAAUACCAGGAUGCAACUGCUGAUGAUGAGGAGUACGAGGACGAAGAGGAGGAGGAGGUUGGAGCUUGAGGUAUCUUGUAAUCUUUUCAGUUACUGUCUGAAAAUUGUAGCUUUGUUGGCUCUCUUGUGAUUUGAUGAUGUUUGUGUUGUUGAGGGGUCAAAUUAGAUUGACUUGCUGGUGUCUAUGGAUUAUGGGUCUUGUAUGAGAGAUGGGGUUUUGUGACUUUUCUUUUGUUUUAUUUAAUGAUGAUGCUUGUACUUUAUAUGGAGUAGAUUGUUAUAUGAUUGGAGGGAAAAUAUGUUUAUCCAAGGUACAUGGUAGAAUUUCAA
This is a messenger RNA of Rubroshorea leprosula, 1734 nucleotides long. Lineage: Eukaryota; Viridiplantae; Streptophyta; Magnoliopsida; Malvales; Dipterocarpaceae. The record is from the annotation of a GenBank genome assembly.